This is a messenger RNA of Lutzomyia longipalpis, 1322 nucleotides long. RefSeq names its product mitochondrial amidoxime-reducing component 1-like. The transcript is spliced from 4 exons. The coding region runs from base 197 to 1198 and encodes 333 amino acids. Gene Ontology annotation, molecular function: pyridoxal phosphate binding; molybdenum ion binding; catalytic activity. The record is from RefSeq and is a predicted model, not a curated record. NCBI's taxonomy places the organism in Eukaryota, Metazoa, Arthropoda, Insecta, Diptera, Psychodidae.
UUUGUUGUCUCCAAUAAAAGCACUCUUUAUAGCCAUUUUUUGCUUUGGUCUUAGCGGUCCGCAGGCAUCCAGUGGAUGUUACGAUUGUGGCGUGAGUGGACGUGCUCCAGAAAAUUCCCAAAAAAAUCAUUCAAGUGAAAAAUCAUCCGAAAAUACGAAAAAUCUCUGAGAAAAUUGGCAAAAUAACAUUGCAAAAAUGCUUGAUCUUUUUAGCUCAGUCCAUGCGAGAGUGAGUGUGAGUGUAGCACUGGGGCUUGGUGUUGUGGCAGCAACUUUUGGCUACUUCUACCGGAAGAAACUCCUCACAGAGCCACCCAAAAAAUGGAUUCGUGUUGGAGAUCUCACAUCACUCAUGAUCUACCCAAUAAAAUCCUGCGCUGGGAUCCCAGCGAGUGAGCUUCAGUGCAACAUCCUGGGUCUUGGGGAAGGAUAUCUCAGAGAUCGUGUCUUCAUGCUCGUGACGGUUGAGGGGCAAUUCAUAACAGCCCGGAGCCAUCCGAAAUGCGUGCAAAUCCAGCCACGAAUUAUAUUUUCAAAGAUGUACCUCAUUGCACCGGAUCAGCCCGAAAUGUUCGUCGAUACGGAAUUGCUGAAGAAGAAAGCUCGUGUGAUUGCCUCCGUAUGGGGUGAGGAGGUCUCCACAAUUGACUGUGGUGAUGCUGUGGCUAAGUGGUUGUCCAAAUACCUCCUUGAUCGUGACACGGGGGUGCGUCUUGUCUACUACCCCGAUACGUUUCCCACGCGCAAUGCAUGGAGUAUCCGGAAAAAUAACAAAGAUUUGGAAACACAUGCUGGAGCUCUGCAUGAUAUCACGAGUUUUAUGCUCAUGAAUCAGGCAUCUGUGGAUGAUCUCAAUAAGAGACUACAGGAACCUGUUAGCGUUGCCCAAUUGAGGCCAAACUUCCUGGUUUCGGGACGGAAGGAGUACGAAGAGGAUGAAUGGAAUUGGGUCAAAAUUGGCAAUGUGAUCUUCAAGAAUGUUAAGCUCUGUGGCAGAUGCAUCUUCACAAACAUCAAUCCAGACACUGGCGAAAGGAAUCCAGCUGGGGAACCUUUGAAGACUCUCAAGAGCUACCGAAUGGUCAGUGAGGACAUUGAUGCACCAAUUAUGGGAAUUCAUUUGGGCGUCCAUACGUCAGGAUCCGUAAACUUGGGAGAUCCUGUCUACGUGGGUGUUACACCAUCAUCAUCAUCAUAGCCCAAUCAUAGCCACUUUUUUGUCUUUUAAAUUUAGAAAGUAGUUGUAUAUAUAUUUUUUUCUUGUGCUCAAAACUUUCGCUCUCAGGUCUUCAAAAUAAAAUUGUCUGAUGUUCAUUUUUCUA